AUGGCGGAUCAUGACUCCAAAGCAGAACAGAAGGUCAUGACUAAGAAGAAGAAGCGAAAGCAUAGAAGCGGAGAAGAAAGAGAAUCUCAACAAGGACCUCCAAAAGCCUAUCGUAUUGAUCCGUCGGAGAGAGAAAUUGAGGAACGCAAAGCAGAGUUAGAAGUUGAGAGAGAAACAAGAGUGAAACUUGACCAUGGGCAUCCUUGGGGAAAUAUGCAACUAAUUUUAUCACUUCAGGACAAAGAUAUUGAUAUUCAGAAAAAAGUCGAAUUGGCAUUUGAUUAUGUGAAACUGAAAGCUAGCGAAGAAGAGGAUGACAGCGGCCAAGUUCUAGAGACAGUUAACAUUUCACGAGUAAUUGUGUUCCUCAACAAUUGGGUCCUGUCAUUGUUGAUUUAUUCAGAAAAGACAAUUAGAGUUGAAGGAAAUAAAUUUGAGCCUAGCACCAUUUGGUAUUGCUUUGAUUGCAGAUGCUGGGAGAUAUUCAAGUUCUGCUUAGAGGAGUCUUUGAAAAUGCAUAUUUCAUUGAGCUUCUCAAAGGACUUGUUACGUGUUAUUCACUGCAUUGCAAAAGAUGCAUUGUACCAACUGAAUCACGUGUCCCAGCAUUUUGAGACGUCAGUUUGUAGUGGUGACAGGUUUGAACUGUACAGUAUCGUUCUUGAUUGCAUUUCUUUGGUUUUCACAUCCCAUGGUGGGGUUUCAAAUGAAAAUUUGGACUUAUGGAUUUCGACUAUUGGUACGCUUCUUGAGCUUAUCCAUAAAAUACUAAGUGACAAGCUUGUUGGUGGUAAGGUUGGUAUGUUUGUCCUGCGGUUGUCUUGUAUUAUGCUUGAACCAUUUGCAAGGUUUUUGAGGGUCCAUCCAGCUCGGAAAAAUGGUUUCCGCGAUUUCAUAGAUAAGCUGCUUGAGCCUCUGCUGAAUCUGUUGGACGUGAUAAAUAUUUAUGUUUCUGGCAAAUGCCCCGAGUGGACAAGAAAUCUAUUGAAUUUGGUUGAAGUUGUUCUGUCUCAGGGGUUGCUCCACCCAGCUCACAUUGAUGGGUUUUUGAGCUUACAAAGUUUGAAUAAGUAUAAAACCUCCGAAGAUGGAAAACCACAUGACUUCAAAGUGAUCAUUAAAAGUUAUCAUAGACACCUGUUUGAUAAGUUGGAAAAAAUUAUAGCUGGGAAAAAUGCACUGGCGUGGGGUGGUUUAGGGGUGCUCUUUCGUUUGUUUGUUAACUGUGUUCAGAAGGAAAAGGGACUUUCAGUCAGAGGAGAAAGUUCUAGGCCCUUGGAAGACGAUUCUAGCGGGCAUAUGUUCAAUAGAUCCUCUGGAAGCAGUAUUGUGGUUUCAGAGAAGAGCCAUUGCUCGAGUGGCAUGAAUGCAGAAACACAGAAGUUGUCCUUUAGUUUCUUUGUGCAGAUUGUGGAGCCUCUUUUAUUGAAAAUUAAUACUUAUAGUCAAGCAAAACUAGAAUUUGGACCUUCUUUGUUGGAAAUGCAUUGUGCACUCAAAGCUACCAACAAUAUACUUGCCAGCUUUAUCCAUGAAAAUGUAUACAUACGAAUGGAGGAUACGUCCGAAGGAGCUUGUGUUAAUUUCCUGAGGGUGGUUUAUGAUAUGGCUAUGUCAGUUUCUGCCAAAACUAUUGAACUAUGGCCAUCAAAUUUUGUUUCAAAUGAAGGAACAUAUAAGGAGGCUUUGCAUCUAAUAGCCAGGGAGCUUAUUGUUGUUCUACAUUGCUUACUGGAAAUUGACUAUGAGGUUUUUGAGGAUGAUCUGGAGACCUUAUGGAUUAUGAUCUUCUCAUAUGCGACUCAUGGCCUGUCUUUGGCUGAUGGACCUGAUGAGUCCUUGUUAACUUCAAAUACAAUUCACCUUGGAUGUCAGCUGGUUAAUCUCUACAGUGAACUUCGACAGGUGAAUAAUAUUAUUUUUGCGCUAUGCAACGCAGUGAGGCGUCUGGCAUUACCUAUCAGGAAUGGUGAAACAUGUACACCUCAGUACCCUUAUGUAGCAUAUGCAGAAUCACUGAGAACGGUAUUAUGCUCACUUGAAUUGAGGCUGUCCAUUUAUAAUGCUAUUAGAUCUAUACCGGAAGGUCAAGCGAGUGGAUUCAUUCGCCAGUUAACAUCAGAUAUUUCAGAAUCCCUGGAAUGGAUGAAAGGUAAGUGUUCAUUGGCUGCUGGAAACGAAGAUUUGAAACCAUCUGUAAGUAGUUAUAGCUUGCCAUGUAACAAUUUGCAAGCAGAACUUCUGGGAAGAGCUCUGUCUGAAGUGUAUAUCGUAAUUUUGGAUUCAAUGAUUGUCACCACCGGCAAUAGUAAUCUUGUCAGUGUUGCAGUGAAGGAUCUGAUGGCAGUGAUUCGUCCUAGUAUGAGUAGUCUGGUUGCACUGGAGCCCGAUAGUGUUACCAAGUUCUUGUUUAUGGUUAUAGGAAGAACUUACAAUCAGGGGACUGGAGUCAAAUUUGAUUUUCAGUCCACUCACUGGAUUUUUAUAUUCUUCUUUCGGCUCUACAUGUCCUGCAGAAGCUUAUACCGGCAAACAAUCAGUCUUGUGGCCCCAGAUACAUCCAAAAAGAUGUCAGAAAUUAUCGGUGAUACAUUAACAGCAUACUCUGGAAGGGAUUGGUUGGAGAGGACUGUUUGGGCUGAUAAAGGUUAUUUCUCUUGGAUUAUCCAACCUUCAGCUUCUCUUCUUACCGUUAUACAAGCCGUUUCAGACAUCUAUCUUCACGACCCUGUUGCAGAUUGCUCCCCCCUAAUAUAUGUAUUGAAUGUCAUGGCUCUCCAGAGGCUUGUCGAUUUGAAUAGACUGAUAAAAUCAUUUGAAUAUUUGCUGCGGAGGAAUACUCAUCUUGUUCAGACAAAAUCAACAGACGACGCUGAGUUGUCAAUGCAUCUUAAGAAAGGUAGAAAGUGGGAAAGGUGUGUCUCAAAUCUGAGGCAAGAGGCGACAGGUCUGACCAAUUUCAUGAUGGAGUACCUCCCGUUAGUGGCUAAAGAUGCAUGGGAUUUUAGUUUUGGUUCAGUUAAUGAAAAGUCAUUGACUUCUGCCAUCUGGUGGAUUCUUUGUCAAAAUCUUGAUGUUUGGUUCACUCAUGUUUCGAAGAAAAAGUUGAAGAUGUUCCUCUCAGUUUUAAUCCAGAAUUCUCUUCCCUGUUUGAGCAGUGGUUUGGAGGACUUAGGAAAGCAUAACAUCAGUAAACAUGGUCAUCUGAAGAAAGUCACUGCACAUCAAAUCUCAUUGGAACUUCUGAGCAACACUCUUCUAUAUGAACAAAGAUUUGUUCGCAGGCAUAUGGCAUCAAGGUUUUGCCGAAUUUUGGAGAAAUCAGUGUUAUCAAUAUUUUCUAAUUCCAGAGAGGUGGAUUUAUAUUCGAUGCCUGAUUGGCCAGAGGUUUUAACUGCAUUUGAAAAUUCAUUGGCCGUUGUUUCAGAAAGGAUAGAUGCUAUGGAUGACUUGGCUUCAGGUGCAGAGGUGAUUUCUCGUUCAUCUAGUUUCCUACCACCGGAGAUUCACACGAAACGAGAGUCAUUGCCUUCAAAUGACAUGGAUUUUGUCACAUGUCAGAGUCUUCUCAGCUUUUUGUGUUGGAUGCCAAAAGCGUAUCUAAGUUCUAAGUCGUUCACACUUUAUGCAACUUGUAUUCUAAAUCUUGAAAGAAUGUUUGCACAAUAUAUGGAUGGUGCUGAGUUGUUGAAUUUGGCUGCCCGCAUUGGCAUGGGCUUUGUCACGAUUCAGCUAGAUGAACCCUGUUACAGAUGGAUUGGGAAUAUUCUAGAUAUCCUUCUAGAAUCCAAAGGGAUAAGGUACAUUACCUUGAAGAUUUUAUCCUCCUGCUUGCAGCUUAUAUUCCUACUGAAGAGGAGAUGCAAACUAGAUGAAAGUAGUGGGUGGUUUUGCACUCUAAGGCUUGUACUUGGGAGCUUAUUAGAUUUGCAUGGUGCUUCACAUUCACAUUAUCAUUAUGAUCUCUUCAGAUUGUUUGUAUCCUGUCGGAGGGCCCUAAAAAUUUUAACAGUGGCAUCUUGUGAGGAGAAGAUGGAAGCUAGUCAAUUCUCUCUUUCUUGCAUACUGUUUGAGAGUCCAUAUCCUGUUUUAUGGCUUUUGAAGUCAAUGUCUGCAGUUAUUAGGUGUCAAUGUGUAUUUUCAGAAGAUAAUGCCACCAAAGUGAAAGAUAUGAUUUUCUCGUUGGUAGAUCACACAGCAUAUUUGUUUUUUGACAUUAAGCAAAGACAAAUUGUGCGUGCAAUUCACUCGCAUAUUUUAUAUGGAAAACUUUGUGAGGAAAAGUCCAGUUCUGUUAUUGCCCAAGAAAGGUGUGAUGGUAUUGAAGAUGAUCCAUAUUUGAAUUCUGGUGAAGAUAUAGAUGCACGGAGAAGUGUGGUCCUUGUGGCUGAGACUUUAAAGGAACAGGUGCAAAACAUACUUGUGUCUCUAAAGGAAGUCAUCUGUGAUGAAAAAAAGGAACCUUUUACUGGUGUUCAGGAAUAUACUUCCUUGUCAACUAUUAUUUCCUGCUUGCAAGGCUUUUUGUGGGGGCUAGCAUCUGCCUUGGACAAUGUAGAUGCACCAAGGUUUAAUGUUAAAAUAAAAUUCUCAAGAUGGAAAUUUGAACCUCUCCAUGAAGUCAACCUUUGCCUGGAUACAGUUGCAGAUUUUAUAAAUUAUUCCUUGCGAGCGUUGCUUACUUCACUUAAAGGUUUUGCUGAUUUUGAUGAUACUUUGCAUGGGCAAGAGCAGCAGAAUUGUGGAAAUGCAAGGAACUUCUCCACAACAGCUGCUAUAAAGGAGGACUCCAGUAAGAGUGUCUGGAAAAAAAAGUCUCAUUCAGGAAAUGCAGAAAGUAUUUUGACCAAGGUUGAUUUGUCUGAGCAACUAUGUUUAAGGAAAUCUUUAUUGCAGGGUUUUUUGAGAGGUGAAGAUCUUGAAGCAGCAUUUUUUCUCAGACAACUAUUUAUUGCUUCUUCAGCAAUUUUGAAGCUAAAUUUGCAGACUAAUCGUAAUGCCUUGUCAUCCAGCUUGAUUUCUAUUUUAAUUGGCAUUUCCCGAGUUUUGUUAGUGGAGUUUGCAAGCAAGGUUGAGGUGCCACAACCAUUUUCUUUUGUUUGGUUAGAUAGUGUUGUAAUGUUUCUUGAAGAGUUGGGGAGUUACUUUCCAUCAUCCAAUCCUACCUUGUCUAGAAAUUUGUAUGUCAAGUUGGUAGACUUACACUUAAGGGCUAUAGGGAAAUGCAUCUCUUUACAGGGCAAAGGAGCUACUCUAACAUCUCAUGAGACAGAGUCAAGUACCAAGAUGCUAAAUGGUCAGAUGGGAUUAUCUGAAUGCAAUAUUUCCCAAGGGCCAUACUUAGAUGAAUUUAAAGGCAGGUUGAGGAUGUCAUUCAAAGCUUUUUGA
This is a messenger RNA of Ilex paraguariensis (yerba mate), 5388 nucleotides long. The record is from the annotation of a GenBank genome assembly. Lineage: Eukaryota; Viridiplantae; Streptophyta; Magnoliopsida; Aquifoliales; Aquifoliaceae.